GGUCGGCCAGCCGAGCGUCCCUGGAAACCAUUUCUUUGUCGUCCUCGAACGGUCCUCAGUCGCCCCAACCCUUCUUGGAUGAGCCCUUAGAGAAGGUGGACGUGCCCCUGGACGAAAAUGAGAACCUGAAAGAGGAUGAGGGUCAGUGUAUGUUUGUCGACCACGUUCACCCCAAUCAAGUACCUUCAGAAAGGAAGGAGCAAGGCCGAAAAAAGUCGUGGACUCCCAUCGAAUUCUUCAGUUACGAUAAAGAAGCCAACCAGGGAAAGGUUGAAGAUCCGGCGUUACCCUUGGAACCUACGGAGAUAUUCAAGAGAAAACCUCGGAGCCCCAUCAAAUAUGUCAGUGACGAUAAAGAUGACAUGCAGGCUAGGGUUGACAAACCUGCCAUCCCCUUGGAAUCUUCAGAGAAACUCAAGAAAAAGGGCAGAACCCCCAGCAAAUUCAUCUGUUCCGACAAUAAGGGCGACCGGGGUAUGGUCGGUGAACCCGAGUUACCUAGAGAAUCUUCCGAGAAGUUCAAACGCAAGCCCAGGGUCCCCAUCAAAUUCGUCAUAUCCGACGAUGAGGACCGCCAGGAUAUGGCUGAUGAGCCUAAGGUACCCUUGGCACCUUCAGAGAUAUUUAAGAAGAAACCCAGGACCGCCGUCAAAUUUAUCAGUCCCGAUAACGAAGAAAAUCAGGAUAAUGUCGAUGCAGGGUGGAACGAGUUGCGAAACCUGAGGGAUGAGGAAGAAUGCAAGAGGUAUGGGCUUGACAAGUUGGGUUUGAGCUUCAAUGUCGAUCCCACACAACAAUACGGUUACCAUGGUUUUCGCCGCAAACUGAUGGCCGAGCAAUUCGGGAUUGGUAGAGAAUGGUCCGACGCCGUCCGAAAAUCUAUCAGAGAUCGAUCCUCAUUAAUGAUCCAAAAUGGGGUGUUAAGGAACAUUCAUGGCGACAGAACAUCCCCUGUUGAAAUUGUUGGCAGCAAACGUGGACGAGAUCGCAAUUCUUGGGAGGAACCUCCGACCAAGAGAAUCCGGUUUAGUGACUUUGAGCAAGAAUUUUUGAAAACAAUCUACGAACUAAAGUUCCCGUUGAUGGCACCAGGAGAAAAGGAAGCUCGUCGACAAGUUCUCAACUGGGAGCGAUAUCUCCGCCAUUUUCGGGACGGAAUGGCCGAAUCCGAGUUAUUUCUCCGGUUCUACGACAAAUCAGCGAGAUUGAGCGAACAAGAAUGCCGAGCGAAUAUCGAUACAGAAAUGCUGUAUUACCAGUUCACUCAAUUUUACGGCGUGAACCCAGAAGUCUCCUGCAAGGAUUGUACUUAUUAUGAGCGAUCACUGUCCCUUGUGAAACACCCUUUUUAAACUGAUAAGUUGUCCCGUCAUUCUUUUUUUUUUUUUUCGUGUUUAUCGGUAAAUUAAGAGUAAUGCAUAUAUGUUUUUCCAUUCAUAAACAAGCUAUGUGGUUUUUUUCGUUUUAGAGAGAGGGCUUUUCGUGACUGUACCCCUUCGAACAAGCUAUACAAAAGCUGGUUCAGCGAGAUAAUAAGGGACUCAGAAUAACGUCACAUACCUAAAACAAGUUAAAAACAUCGUUAGUAUGGAGUCAAAUUGAGAAUUUUGAACCAGCUUACUUGACGAGAUCGCUUCAAUGAUAAUAUCGAAUACCGAUUUGUCAAAAUGAAUUCAGAUUACCUCUCUUAGAUGGUUUUUAACUUCUUUUGGUUAAAAGGUUUUAUGGAACUGAGAUCAAAGGUUCGGUUAAAUUUAUUUCUAUUUUUUUUCGUUGGAUCUUGUUAGGGGGGUUUGUUUCUAUAUCACAUUCGGACGAGGAAAAUGCACAACGCAAUCAGACCAAUCACGGCUCUUGUUCCCAGUUUUCCAAACGAUUUUGAUUCAUGUUGUCCAGGAGCCAUUUUUGACUCUCCAAUCCUGGACGACAAUUGCUCACGAAUAGUUUUUUCGUGUCGGCAUUGAUAUCCAGACACCUUUGAUUUCCAUAAUGGCGGAGGAGCUGGGUCUCCUGGCAAUAGAAGCACAAAAAUGAUUGAGCAAUACACCGUAAACACAACGCAAAAAAAAACGUUUGUAUGAUUCUGAAGUUCCAAGACUCGACUAGAGCCACUGUAAUAGAACUAUAGUGGCUCUAGACUCGACAAUGAUUGAAACUUUAGCGCACAAUGAGCAACAACUUACCGGAUAAUAGCGCCAUAACUGAUUGCCUUUUCCUCCAUGACAGGGAUAAGGCAUAACUGGAGCUUCAUCGCCUCCCUGAGAGACAUCCCAACACAUGGAAUGCGACACGUAAGUCCGGAUGUCUUUGUGCCAAUUCAAAAUGAACUUUUGCCGCGACGAGCCAUCACAUUCCGAUACGAAAAACCUGGAAGGAACUUUCAAGGCUAGCCAGGCUCAUUGCAUUGAUUUCUCAAGUUAAUAACUUACGGCUCAUUGCUGGAACCGGCUGUGGCACAUAAGUUUGAAUACUGGACGUUCUUGAUGAAUCCAUGGGCGUAAUCAUCGGGUUCCACGGGUGGAUAAUGUUUGGGCUGGUCAAAGGCCACGUUUUCCAUGAACCAUUUGAACGAUUUGCAUUGCAAUCGCUCCCUUAAAGCCUUUUGUUUGGAUAUAUCUCCUAUGUGGACAUAGUUUGAAAGAGAUUGA
Messenger RNA from Tigriopus californicus, 2648 nucleotides. RefSeq lists its product as uncharacterized. Lineage: Eukaryota; Metazoa; Arthropoda; Copepoda; Harpacticoida; Harpacticidae. The record is from RefSeq and is a predicted model, not a curated record.